AUGCGGGGCUCUGCUCAGACGGACAGUAGUUCCCUAGCUACUCGUGGGACAUACAUGGAAAAAAAUCAAACAUUUUUAAUUAAACUCGUUGCAUCAGGGAGGGACCAGACUGAUGUUAAUACCUUGACAACUGGAACAAGUAAAAAAGACGACCAUCAUGCUCUGGGAAAAAAACCGACUGAAGAGCUAGUAAACCCUAUUGGAGACAAAAUGGAAACCGAGACUGAAAACACUAAUGCUGAGGUAUUUUACGAUCCUAAUCAGGAUGGAGGAAACAAUGGAACCAUGGACGGGAAAACAAUAGACAGAACAACACAAAAUAAUGAAUCAGGCGUAUUUAAGAGAAAAGAUUCUAUCUUUAGAACCCCUCCCCCUCUUCGUAGGGCGGACUCUCUAAACCUAGAAAACACUAGUCAAGAACCGAAACGAAAACGCGACGAUACACCGGAGAAAACAAAAACUGAAUUUGAAAUAUUUAUUAAGAAGAUGGAAACGGAACGAAACAAACUUACGGAUCUUAUCAAAAAAGCGACAGAACAAACGCAGCAAUUAGCAUCGCUGAUCACUACUAUCCCAAACACAAAAAAGGAAAUUAAAAAUGCUAUCCACAAAGUGGAGUCAUACACACAAAAAAUGACUGAGAACACUGGCUUUAUAGACCAACUUAUAGAAGAACUACACGCGCCCUCAAGCAAAAGGACCACCGUCGCUCCUAAGAAAAUCAUGUGUGAAAUGGGCACACAAACGGUCAGUAACCAACAGCUGGAAAAAGAAAGGCGUGUCAUGAAUAUUGAAAAGGCUAUGGACCUUGAGAUGGAUGAUGACCGACUUCAAGAGGAACUGGAACUGCAAUGGCCAGAAGAUGCGUUCAAAAAAUGUAAAAUUCACAAAGAAGCAAUAACCGGAGAGGAAGAAAACCUUUUAUUUAUUAUGAAAGCAGGAGAGACUAAGAAUAACCUACUCUUAAGAAAGCUCAAGGAGAGAAACCCCCAGCUCAGAAAAUAUGUUGAAGAAAAUAAAUUAAGUGUUGGUAAUAUGGUCGGAGGAAUCGCUAAAAGUGGAAUUUUCGGUGACAAAAUGGCCGAAAGUGCAGUAGAGCUAAUCACGUAUAUUGCAUUAACAGAAGGUCUAAACACAGUCGUAGAUCGAAUUAAAAUGAAAGAAAACCUGGUUAAAAUUAAGCAAAGCGCCGAUAGAAAGCCGUUGAGCCAUAUAUGGUGUCUUAUAGACCAAAACAUUUCCUAUGGAGUCGCUCGAAAUACCCUUGAGUAUAUAGGAAGAAAGUUAGACAUUAGCUUUAAAGUUGUUACGGGUAAAAAUAGAGCCCACACAGUCGACGGAGACGAAGAAAUUAAUUGGGAGCUAGUAAAAAGUAAAAGGGAAAAUAACGAGGAAACCAUACUAAUAAAACCGACAGGAAAUGCCUCCUUCGCGGACAUACUCAAGGAUAUGAAAAAAGACAUAAAAACCGAAGGGAUCACGAUAGAAAGGAUCAAUAAAACAAGCAGCGGGAACCUGCAAUUAAAAAUAAGAGGAAAGGAUGAGAAAGAUAGGAAGACAUUCACGACUGCACUGAACACAACUCUAAGCAACGUCGCGCAGGUAGACGUAAAAACAAAAGGAAAAACCUUUAUGAUCCUGGACAUAGAUGAGACCGUCAGGGAAGAAGAUAUAAGGCAGGUACUGAAAAGAGAAAUGAAUAACGACAACUUUGUGGAUGAAUCCCACAUUAAACUAGCUGAGAAAGCCAAUAAUAAAGGAUACAAAUAUGCUUUUAUAACAAUGCAGCCGGAUGCGGCUGGCUACAUAACAAGAAAGAAAAGGAUUGGAGAAGGAUGGAACCGAUGGAGAAUAAGAGAGCUGGAUCCAGUGGAAAGAUGCCGUAAGUGCCAUAGGAUAGGACAUAGAGGAGAACACUACCAGUGGAACGAAGAUAGUGACCCAUCUGUCAGAAGAAACUCGCUAAGAAGAACACCUACUAGGACACUAAGUAUUACUAGUGUUAGCGAUGAAGAUGACAAUACGGCAGGGGAAAAAAGAAAACGAAUUGGGACACCAGUAAAAAGCGAUGCAGAGAAAAAAGACUUAAUCCGAAGGGCGGAAAGCGAAUACUUAGUACUAAAGGAUAUCAUUAAAAAGAUGACGGAAGAAACGAAAACGCUUAGAACAAUGAUUACGGAAAUACCAAACACAAAAAAGGAAAUAAAAAACGCUAUAAAGAAAAUGGACAAUUUAACAAAGAAAUUACCAAUGGCUACAGACAUAGUGGCAGAACUGAUGGAGGAGAUAAAAACGGAGGAAACCCGGGAAAAAAGAGAGAGGACCGAGACUAACUUACAUCAUGAAAAUAAAGUAGAAACAAAAGAAAUAAGCAUCCAAACUGACCCUAUCCAAGAUAGCACAAGAAUGCAGGCGGAGACCAAAGAAAUUGCCACGCAAACACUAUCACAGAAAGAAGAGGAAGAGCAAGAAAUUAAGAAGCGAAUAGAAAACGAGAUUGGCAAGAAAUUGACAGAAAACGAAUUAAAAGAUUUAUUCGACCUGCCUUGGCCAGAGGACAUAUAUAGAUGUUGUACCCUGAAAAAACCGGAAGCAGACGACAAAGACCUAGAGGAUAUAGUAAUCUUUAUGAAUAAGGGAGAAGCCGUAGAAAAUAAGGUAAUAAAGGCAGCCAUGGCCAGGAAUCCGCAACUGGAAAGGGUAAUAAAAGAGGACAAAAUAGAAGCAGGCAGAAUGUUCUGCAGCGUGACAACCAACGGAAUAAUAGGGGAUGAAAAUGAGGUAGAAGAUAGUACCAACAGAUACAUGUAUCUGAUUGUACUAGAGAAUGGUGGUAAGACAAGUGCAGACAGGGAAAAUCUAGAUGGGAAUAUAGAGAAAGUGAUAAGGCUAAUGGAAAAAAAUGGGGGUGUAAACACCGUAGCCAUUACUAGUGAACAGGUGGAGGAAGAAAAUGUCAGGAAAAUGCUGGAAUACAAGCUCAGAAGAGAGAAUAAGAAAAUACCUCUGUACGAAAAGAAAUCAAAAACAUGGUGGAAGGACGCUAAAAGACCGAAAGAACAAAAUAGGGAUACUUUCAUAAUAAAACCACACACAGGUACAACUUAUGCUGACCUAAUAAAAAACAUGAAGAGGGAAGUAAAUGCUAAACAGAUCAUGAUUGAAAGGAUAAACAAAACAGAAAAAGGUGAUAUAUACGUUAAAAUCAAGGAUAAAGAUGAAAAAAAUAGGCAAAGGUUUAAAGAUGAACUAACCCAGAAGCUAGACAAUAUCGCUACAGUAAGUGUCAGACAGAGAAACAAAACAGUCAUGAUGUUAGAUAUAGACGAUACGGUGGAAGAGCAAGAAAUACGCGAUGCUAUACAUAUGGAACUGACGGAGCUUGGUGAACCGCAAACCGAUAUCCAGAUUAAACUGUCGGAGAAAGCAAAUAAAUAUGGCGUCAGAUAUGCCUUUAUAACGAUACAGGAAAACGGGGCCAACUUGUUAAUUAGAAGAAAUGUCAUAGGAGACGGCUGGAAUAGAUGGAGAAUAAGAGAGAUCAUUAACCCGUCAAAAUGUUAUAAAUGCCAUAGGGUAGGUCAUAAGGCUAAGGAAUGUACAGUGGAAGAAAGGGAAAGUACUUGUCAUAAGUGCGGAAAAAUGGGGCAUCUUAAAAAAGACUGCAAGAACGAGCCACGGUGCUACUUAUGCAAAGAAGAAGGACAUGAUAAAGAUGAAAAAAAUAGGCAAAGGUUUAAAGAUGAACUAACCCAGAAGCUAGACAAUAUCGCUACAGUAAGUGUCAGACAGAGAAACAAAACAGUCAUGAUGUUAGAUAUAGACGAUACGGUGGAAGAGCAAGAAAUACGCGAUGCUAUACAUAUGGAACUGACGGAGCUUGGUGAACCGCAAACCGAUAUCCAGAUUAAACUGUCGGAGAAAGCAAAUAAAUAUGGCGUCAGAUAUGCCUUUAUAACGAUACAGGAAAACGGGGCCAACUUGUUAAUUAGAAGAAAUGUCAUAGGAGACGGCUGGAAUAGAUGGAGAAUAAGAGAGAUCAUUAACCCGUCAAAAUGUUAUAAAUGCCAUAGGGUAGGUCAUAAGGCUAAGGAAUGUACAGUGGAAGAAAGGGAAAGUACUUGUCAUAAGUGCGGAAAAAUGGGGCAUCUUAAAAAAGACUGCAAGAACGAGCCACGGUGCUACUUAUGCAAAGAAGAAGGACAUAUUCACAUACAAACCACAAAUAAUUUCAUCAAUAUGUUACGUAGACAAGGUUUGCCUCCUCUAGCAAGUAUUCCUUACCUAUUACAAAUAAAAAAGGAAUAA
This is a messenger RNA of Psylliodes chrysocephalus, 4308 nucleotides long. The record is from the annotation of a GenBank genome assembly. Lineage: Eukaryota; Metazoa; Arthropoda; Insecta; Coleoptera; Chrysomelidae.